AUGAGUUUGGAUUUUUGUUCUCAACAUCUUCUUGCAUAUGACAAUUCCCUGAUUGUAUCUGAAAAUGAGAUAAAGGCCAAGGUUGAAGAAAACUUUGCUAUCGUUAUGAAAAAAAUAAAUGAAUUAAAAAAUGAAAGGAAUGAUGAUGGAGAAUUAUUUUAUAAUCUAACACAAGAUAAUGUAUUUAAUUUGCCAAGAUAUUCAAAAAUCCCUCAAGCCAAAAAACCAACAAGAUGGGAAUUAUUUGCACAAACAAAAUUAAAAAAGAAACAAAAUAAACAUGGGUUAAUUUACGAUGAAAAUAGUAAAGGAUGGGUAAGAAGAUUUCAAAAAAAACAAAUAAAAAUAAAUAAAGAAAAAUCAAAUUUUGUUCAUGAAUAUAAACCAAGUGAUAAUAUUUAUGAAGAUCCAUUUGAAAGAAUGGAAGAAGAAAAAGAUAUUAAAAAAAUGAAACAAAAAAUGAGAGAAAUGAAAAAUAAAUUUGAACAACAAGGGGUUUCAUCACAAGAUAUAAAAUAUAUACAAAAACAAAAAAGAAAACGGGAAAAUCUUAUUGACAAUCUUAAAAUGGCACAAAUUUCUUCUUCUACAUUCGGACGGUAUGAUAAAAAACUUAAAAAAGAAAAAAAACUUAAAGUAAAAAGUAGUAAAAUAAUAAACCAAAAAUCUGAAAAACGUUUAUUAAAAGAUGAGAUAAAUCAAAAUAACAGAUUGGCAGAAAUUGUUUUAAAAUCUCUUUAA
Messenger RNA from Plasmodium vinckei vinckei, 741 nucleotides. Its product is annotated as nuclear preribosomal assembly protein, putative. Lineage: Eukaryota; Apicomplexa; Aconoidasida; Haemosporida; Plasmodiidae. The record is from RefSeq and is a predicted model, not a curated record. Bases 1 to 741 code for a protein of 246 amino acids. Gene Ontology annotation, cellular component: preribosome, large subunit precursor; nucleus; nucleolus. The transcript has 3 exons. Gene Ontology annotation, biological process: ribosome biogenesis; ribosomal large subunit export from nucleus; ribosomal large subunit biogenesis. Gene Ontology annotation, molecular function: protein binding.